Molecule: messenger RNA, 1046 nt
Organism: Daldinia caldariorum
Lineage: Eukaryota; Fungi; Ascomycota; Sordariomycetes; Xylariales; Hypoxylaceae
Exons: 1
Coding region: 432-665 (77 amino acids)
Source: RefSeq, a predicted model, not a curated record
CAUGCUUGUACGUAUAUGCAUUUCGUACACACAAAUAAGGUACCUGAUGUACCUCACCUAAUAUAAGAGACCUGAGGAAAAUAUUUGACCUUGGCGAGGUAAUAGACUCUAUACUGAUAUGUAGAUGGACUAACAGGAUAUGAUGGACACGCAUAGAGUUGCUUUAUUCUAAGGCGAGACAGGGUAAGGUAAAAAGCCUACCUAAAACUCUCUUCCAACCUUUUCAAUCUCAGAAAGAAACGAUAUGCUUACAUUGCUUGCUUACCAGACGAUUUCACCACCAAAUGCACGGAGGACAAGGCAAUCAAAACUCAAGUGAUAAAAAAAGAAGAAAAAGAAAAAGGUUAAGUAGAGCAGGGGGCAUCGCCAAACGCGGAAUGUGUUUGUGUUCAUUCGAAUCGAAUCUACGAAUUAGGUAGGUACCCCCUGAGAUGUGUUGCCAUUUUUUCCACUUCAAACUUGUUGAACUUGCACCCGUUUCUUCUUGCCACAACGGCCUCGCCUGCAUUUAUACUGCGCUGCAACUGCACUGCAUUACAUUGCACAUCCUUCUAUUCCACAAAUCCCCACUCUUCUUCUUCUCUUUUUUUCUCCUAUACCCCUUCUCCUAUCCUAUCCUAUCCUAUCCUAUCCCACCCUAUUUCUGUUCCUUUUGGCUGCCUUAGGUAGAGUAGGUAGGUAGGUACCUUAGGUACUCAUAUGACUUCACUGCUCCCGCUCCCGCUCACGCGAGGCUAAACUCGGGUAUCUCGCCCAUCUCGGACUUAUUCUCGGCGCCCAGGGUGUAGCUGACGCGCCACCUGAGCUUGAUGCUCUCAACUUUUUUCGACCGGUCUCCCGCGUGGAACACCUCGACCGACUGGGACACGCCCGCCGUCUGCUUGGGCUGCAGGGCGCGGCCCGUCUGCGGCUGGAGUUGGAGUUCGAAGCCCUGUGGGUUGUUAGCUACCUAAACUGAGGAAGUUUACUAAGAUAGGGGAGGGGGAGGGGGAGAAGGGGGAGUGUGAUUGAUCAGUUGACUCACCUUUGUAACGGCUAGUUGAAAG